CUCUGAGAUCUGAUCCCAUCUGAUCCCUAUGUACUUCGUGAGAUCUGAUCCCAUCUGAUCCCUAUGUACUUCUUGAUUUUUUCUGUUCUUUGCCUAAUUCUCUUCUUCCUUUUUUUGGCCUUUUUUGGUCCAUUGUCACAGUAUCUCUGCCUCUUUCUUCCACCUCCCUUGCUAUGCAAUUCCACCUUCCAGGCCUUGUUCCAAACAGAGAUCUUUGAAUUCAGCCUAGUCUUUAGAGCAUCUCCCUGCUCCAUUGGGAAAUAGCGAUUUCCCUCCCUAACAUUCCCUCCCCAACCCCACAUUGGAUGCUAUGCUCACACCGUACCCUGAGCUCUGCAUGUUUAUAUGGUUUCUUUGCUUCUUGCUAUAGACUAAACGUUUGUGUCCCCUGAAAAUUCACCCGUCGAAAUCCUAACCCCCAAGAUGAUAAGAUGAGGAGAUGGAGCCUCUGAGAGGCAACUAGGUCACUGGGACCCAGAGAGAUCCCUCUUCCUUUCCAUCACGUGGGGUCGCAGCUAGAAAGCACUGUCUGUGAGAAAGCAGACCCUCUCCGGACACCGAAUCUGCCAGCGCCUUGAUCUUAGACUUCCCAGCCUCCAGAUAUGUGUAAGAAAUGAAUUUCUGUCAUUUUGUAUUAUAGCCGAAACAGACUAAGACAUUUGUCUUUGCCCCCCUCUGAAAUUGUCCAAAAUUGGUUUUCCGUUUCUUGCUCUGUUCUCGUAAUCCUUAAAUUGUUUCUUCAUUCUCAUAAGUUAAGCUUUUAUUCUCUAUAAAGUCUUCUAAAUUCACAUUUCCUUUAAUAUUUUCUGAUCUGUACACUUGUGCCACAUGUAUUACUGUCUUCACAGAAACUCCGAAAUGAAUUUAGACUUUUUGUUCAAGGAACUAAAAUCAUCUUCCCUGCAAGCAUAUUUCUUCCAUCUUUUUUUUUUUUUUUUUAAGUUUAGGGUCUUCUAACAGUUUAGAAAGAUGAGUCUCUAAUAAAAUAGGUUAAGAAAGAGCAGUGGUGAAGUCCAAAGAAAGAGGUGGUGAGGUUGGAAACCUGAGAGAGGCUUGUUCUCCAGAAGCAAAACUAGAACGUCUUUCAAGAAAGACAUAGCUGUAAACGUUAUUUGCAGCAGUUGCUGAUUCAUGGAGUGUGAUAUGAACUAAUGGCAGGUAUAUGAUGAUUUUAGUGUUUUCUUCCCAUUCAUACACACUGUGUGUGUGUUUGUGUGUGUGUGUUUCAGAGAGAGAAAGAGAGUCUGAGCAAGAGAUUAGAGAGACUCAGUGUCUGUCUGAAUACAAAAGGGGGAGAGCAGAAAAGGAAUAGGAUCCCCAAGAUAAGUAAAAUAAAAGGCAGGAGCACCUUGGUCUAAGAUGGAGGGAGAUGAAAGGAGGCAAGUUCCCCUUGGGGUAUAUUAUAGAAGAAACCUUUUAUGUAUUUCUUUGUUCACAGGCUUACCACCUUUAAGAGUUGCCAUUUCAAAGAUCCCCCAUCUUUUCUGUGACCUGCUUCAUUGGACAUGUGAUUUUCCUGAUCUUUUUCAUUCUUUCUUUCUUUUAUGAGUAGGUUCUUGUCCUCUGUCCUCUAUGCACAGUGUUUCCCUUUCUAGCCUUGAGUCUUGCUUAGAGAAAAAGAAAUAGGAAAUUUGCUAUGCGGUAGCUGUAUUACAUUUCCAUCACAAAACCUGAAUUUUCAGGUAUAUUCACUCCAACAUAUAUUUUUAAACACCUAAAUUUAGCCAUCUUGACACUUAUUUCAUUCUGUAAUGCAGUCAUUAGAUAAUUGAGAACAGGAAACUCUCGUGAUUGAUUUGUGUUUUACAAAGAUCACCUUGCCUGCUCUAGGAAGACAAGAUAGUACAGACCAAGAGUGUAAGCAGGGACAAUUCUAGCAUCCUAGGCCAGAGACUGAGCCAGCAUAGGAUUGAUGGAGGAGUAAGAGAAGAUGGAACUGACUACCUGCUUUGGCCUGUGGUUACAUUAACGGUGCAUUCUGAGAAUUGUAAAGGCAUAGGGGCUGAACAUAAAAUGAGCAAGCAGGUGAACCUGGCAUCUGUGCAACAGCCUGUGUUCUCAAGAUCUUUGAUUCCUGGCAUUGAGUGAGCCUUCUAACUCAUGGCUUGGGCUGGGGGGAUGGGGGGUGGGCAAGAAAAUGUGAGCCGGAGCAGGGUUAGAAAUGGAUACUAAGUCCUGCAAAAGCCUGGCAGAGAAUUUUUCGUGAGAACAUGGCAAAUGCAUAAGACUGUGGCAUAUCCAGUUCUUUGAAAUCAUUUUAUUUUUUGCUUGUUUGUAGCAGUUUCGUUUGCAAUAUCAUAAAAACCUGGAAACAACUCAAAGGUCCACCGAACAGUGAUCAAACACAUUUUGGAAUACCCAUACAAUGAAACACUAAGCAGCAAAAAGGGGUGGACUUGAUACUUCAAAACAAUUACAUUGUGUGAAAGAUGCCAGAUAUAAAGAGUAGAUAUAGUAAAAUUCUAUUCAUAAAAUGUGAGAGUGUCAGAAGGUGGUUCAGUGGCUGCCUAGGCCGUAGCAGGUUUUGUACUUGGGCGGGGUAAGGGGCAUGGCUGGGAACAUGGAAAGAGGCUCACGACGUCCAUCGCUUCUGCUCACUUUGUAAUCAAUCACUGCAUCUCCCAUACGAUCUCACUUUGCCAAAGGUUGCUAGUCUUCCAAAAGCACUGCCACCUGCCGGUUCCACGCCGAACUCCACAGAAACCGUUCUGUGCGGACACCGAACAUCCCCCCAAGAUGGCCGCGCCCAUGGUGUUCCUGCAUAACGGCGCUAACGCUCUCCUACAGCGCGCCGCCAGCUAUUUUGUCAAGCACGCUUAACUUUAAAAUCGGAAUUUAGUGACUGAAGUACUCAGAAGUUGCUUUAAUUCCCACCGAUCGCAGGCGUCACAGCCGUAAUGGCCGCUCAGGACGUGCGCUGCGCCCUUUUGAUCGUGACGGGCUCCAGCCUUUGAAACUUCUGCGCCCUUCGCCGUCUCCUACGACAAACGAUUUUACCCCCCACGUCAUGGUUGCCUUCCAGCCUCUGAAAACCUUUCUCCUUUCCUAAAGGCUGCUGCAGCGCCUCCAGAAAUGGGAGUUUCGGGGACGGCCCCAUUGUCGCGUCGUACGGUCACUUAUGGCAAAGCCUGUGUACGGCAAGCCUGUAGGUCAGACGUCCAAAGAUGGCGGCCCCCAGGGCGCCGCGGCGGAGGCGGCGGCGCGAAUAUAUGACCUCAUAAGCAAAAGCCGGGAACCCGUAUUCCGUUCUCCAUAGAAACGCGACAGAAACGCCGCGGACCUUCGACCUCCGUUCUCAGGACGGGAGGCCAGAAGCGGAGGAAGUCGAGGGAAGUUCUGGCAAGAAAUGAAUGAAGAAAGAGGAGGUUCCAGGAUCUAGGUGUUGUCCUUUCUGGGGAUGCUUUCGACUGGCGAAUGAGAUUUCCAACUAGAAAUUUAGGGCAUAUCCAGAAGAGACAAAGACAGCAUCGCAGUUGCCGGCCAUUUCCCCAAACGGAAGAAAAUGAUCGCAUCCCAGGAAUUGCUGACACUGGAGGACGUGGCCGUGGACUUCACCUGGGAGGAGUGGCAGCUCCUGGCCCCCGCUCAGAAGGACCUGUACUGGGACGUGAUGUCGGAGAACUACAGCAACCUGGUGUCAGUGGUGCCCCUUCAUUUUCCACAAGCAGGGUAUGAAGUCAGCAAACCAGACGUGCUCUCCAAGUUGGAACGAGGAGAAGAACCGUGGACCAUAGAACAUGAAAUCCACAGUCCCGUCUGUCCAGAAAUUGACAAAGUCGAUAAUCAUCUCCAGGGUCACUGGGAAAAUCAAAGAAUACUGAAAGGUAUGAAACAAAACCACAAACAAAAUGCACUUGGAAAUAUUGUUCCCCAAAGCCAAAGUCCUUUUCCUUUCAGGCAAAAUCAUGAUAUGUUUGAGUUUUAUAUGAAAACUUUGAAACCAAAUUUAAGUUUGGUCAACCAGAGCAAAAGCUACAAACUCAAGAAUUCUACUAACUUGAAUGGAGAUAGGAAAUCAUUUCUGCGUGAUAAUUGUGAAGAAUUUCAUCUUGCAGUUAAAUUCCCUGUCAGUGCAAAACCCGUUAGCAAUAAGUCCCAGGUCUUUAAAAAUCAGAGAACUCGCGAAGUGGAGAAAACCCACGUGUGCAGUGAAUGUGGGAAAGCUUUCAUUAAGAAGUCUCAGCUCACGGAUCAUCAGAGAGUUCACACAGGAGAGAAACCUUAUGGAUGCAGUCUGUGUGAGAAAGUAUUCUCCAGAAAGUCCAGGCUCAAUGAACAUCAGAGAAUUCAUAAAAGAGAGAAAUCCUUUAUAUGCAAUGAUUGUGGCAAAGUUUUCACCAUGAAGAGCCGUCUGAUCGAACAUGAGCGAACUCACACUGGAGAGAGACCCUAUGUAUGCAGUGAAUGUGGAAAAGGGUUCCCAGGGAAACGCAAUCUCAUUGUGCAUCAACGAAAUCACACUGGAGAGAAAUGCUACGUCUGUAGUGAAUGUGGUAAAGGCUUCACUGGGAAGAGCAUGCUCAUCAUACAUCAGCGAACUCAUACAGGAGAAAAACCCUACACCUGCACUGAGUGUGGGAAAGGCUUCACCACGAAGCAUUAUGUCCUCAUACAUCAACGAAAUCAUACAGGAGAGAAACCGUAUAUAUGCAGUGAAUGUGGGAAAGGUUUCACCAUGAAAAGCCGUCUGAUUGAACAUCGGCGAACUCAUACAGGAGAGAAGCCUUAUGUGUGUAGUGAAUGUGGAAAAGGCUUUCCCAGGAAGAGUAACCUCAUUGUGCAUCAGAGAAAUCACACAGUAGAGAAAUCCUACAUAUGUGGUGAAUGUGGAAAAGGCUUCACCGUGAAGAGCAUGCUCAUCAUACAUCAGCGCACUCAUACUGGAGAGAAACCCUACACCUGCAGUGAGUGUGGGAAGGGCUUCCCCUUGAAGAGUCGGCUGGUCGUACAUCAGCGAACUCAUACAGGAGAGAAACCUUACAGAUGCAGUGAGUGUGGAAAAGGCUUCAUCGUGAAUAGUGGACUGAUGUUACACCAGCGAACUCAUACUGGAGAGAAACCCUAUAUAUGCAAUAAAUGUGGAAAAGGUUUUGCGUUUAAGAGCAAUCUUGUGGUACACCAGCGAACUCAUACUGGGGAGAAACCCUUUAUGUGCAGUGAAUGUGGAAAAGGCUUCACCAUGAAACGUUAUCUCGUUGUACAUCAGCAAAUUCAUACAGGAGAGAGAUCCUGGAUAUGCAAUGAAUGUGGAAAAGGCUUUGCCAUAGAAACCGAGCUCAUUUUACAUCAACAAAUCCAUACUGGAGAGAAACCUCACGCGUGCGAUGAAUGUGGAAAAGGCUUCGCUGUGAAAAGCCGUCUAAUCGUCCAUCAGCGAACUCAUACAGGAGAAAAACCUUUUGUAUGCAAUGAGUGUGGGAAAGGCUUCUCCUCAAAGAGAAAUCUCCUCGUACAUCAGAGAACUCAUAAUGGAAACAGAUCCUAACGGUGCAAUGAGUACGGUGACAUCUUUGGAAAGAAAAUAUGCCUCGUACAACAUCAGAGACUUCACACAGGAUAGACUACUUUUAUGUAUACUGACUGUGGAAAACCCUAUGCAUACAGUAUUGGUCUCAUGACCUAGCAGGGGAUGUCCACAGGAGACAAACCGUAUGUAUGCAGUUAGUGUGAGAGAGCUUCAACACAAAUUCGGCACUCAGUGUACAUCAGAGAGCUUACAAAAGAGAGUUUUUUCCUGGAUGGUGAAUGCAUCCAUGUGCGAGAAGCUCCUACACUUGCAAUCCUUCUGAACCUUACUCUAUGCAUCCCUUUAUCUGGCUGUUCAUUUGUAUACUUUAUAAUAUUUUAAAAAAUAAACCAGUAAACAUAAAAAGGACUUACGAAAGAGAGACCCUCUGGAUUCAACGAUUGGGGGUAACCUUUCUCUCAUUUGUCACGCCUUGUUAAAACACAAAUGUGUAAGUCAAGGAACAUGAUCCUUUGCAGAGAACCUGAAAUUAUUAUAUACAAGUGAACUCGAGCAGGGAACAAAUCCUGAAAAUUUGGUGAAUUCAUUAACUGUCAGUGUGCUCCUAGCAUACUUCAAUAUAGUCAGUGUAGAGUAGCCUGCUGCUAGAUUUUUACCCUUGGAAAAUUAUGGAAUUUGCAUAAGAGUGAAAUUUAAUGAAUGCAGAGAAUAUGCUAGUGCCUUCGGUGAUAAAUUACCUCACACUGUAUGUCAAAAUUAACAUACAGGAAAAAAACUCUGAUACAUUCAAGCAGAAAAGUCUUAAGGAAAGAUUUUUAGGUAAUUAUAUGUCUGAAAAGUAUAUACUAAGAUAAAUCUUAUGAAUGGAGAGACGAGGAAAGCCUUCUAUGGGAAUAAAGACUAUCUCAUCGAUGAUCAUGAGAUCAUCAUCGAGUUCAUACUCAGUAGCAAUAUGUGAUUGAGUGAAAGCUUUUGCCUAGAAUUAACCUCAAGAGUUGCCCAAUAUACUGGAGAAAAAUUUUCAGGUGGCAAAGAAUAUGGCAGAAUUCAUCAUUUCUCAUGAAUUCAUACAGAAAUAAAACUGUUAGGAACACACUAAAUGUGGAGUAACUUUAGCAGAAUAUCAGAGAAUUCAUGAAAGGGAGAAGCCUCAUGAAAAUGAUAUAUACUUGAAUUUUCUAUCACAAGUCUAAAUUUAUUAUACACCUGGCAUCCAUUCUGGGACGGGAUACUUUGAACCACAGUCUCAAUGAUUCUAUAGUUUUGAAGUAGACAGUUCUUAUCACUGAUUAAAUUGUAAUGUUAUAUACAAGCAGGAGUGUUCCGAGCCCACCCCAUAUCAUUUUAUGACUAGUUCUUGCAUUUAUUAGGUUCUAAACUUGUCCCUCUCAGUCUACUAUGUACUUCAAAGGUAAACAGAAUAUACUCAAAAAUGUAAUUCAACAUAUUUGGAUGUAUCUAUCCAAGUUUAUAAGUAGCAUUAGUUUACAAAAACACCUUAAAUGUGAUUUUUCUAAAAUUUAGUUUGAAAUAAUUUUAUACUCACAAGACUUUACAAAAUAUGCAAAGUUCCUGAGUACGUUUACUCAGCUUCUUCGGUGAUAUUAUCUUACAUAAUCAUCAUACAUCAUCAAAACCAAUAAAAUGACAGUGGUACAAUGCUGUUAAGUAAACUUA
Pteropus alecto (black flying fox) is the source of this 7144-nucleotide messenger RNA. It is a transcript of the gene ZNF432, whose product is annotated as zinc finger protein 432. NCBI's taxonomy places the organism in Eukaryota, Metazoa, Chordata, Mammalia, Chiroptera, Pteropodidae. Gene Ontology annotation, biological process: negative regulation of transcription by RNA polymerase II. Gene Ontology annotation, molecular function: DNA-binding transcription repressor activity, RNA polymerase II-specific; RNA polymerase II cis-regulatory region sequence-specific DNA binding. The record is from RefSeq and is a predicted model, not a curated record. The transcript is spliced from 5 exons. Bases 3503 to 5485 code for a protein of 660 amino acids.